Molecule: messenger RNA, 1834 nt
Organism: Ceratotherium simum simum (southern white rhinoceros)
Lineage: Eukaryota; Metazoa; Chordata; Mammalia; Perissodactyla; Rhinocerotidae
Gene: CLEC4A
Product: C-type lectin domain family 4 member A
Source: RefSeq, a predicted model, not a curated record
UACACUUUGAGUUCAUACUUUUAUUACAUUUGCUAGCAUAUGUUUAAACGCUGUGAUUCUCACUGUGCUGGUCCUGGAGAUUGGGCCUGUCUGAGGUUUUUAGUUUUCAUGAGAUUCCUCUCAGGGUUAUUUGCCUAUCUGGGACCUGAGUUCUCAUCUAAUUUCGUGGUAGGAAGUAUGUCAAGUUACCACCAUAUUUGGGUUUUAUUUUAAGAUGUUUUCAGGAACAGAUGAAAAGAAUUUUUUGAAGAGAGCAGAAGAUCUCUUCUCAAUAUGUCUUCAGAGAUCACUUAUGCUGAAGUGAAGUUCAAAAAUGAGUUCAAGUCCUCAGGAAGCAAAUCAGAGCCUCCUGCAGCUCCUAAAGAGAAGACCAGCUUUCACAAAAGUAACUCCCGUUUUCUCAAGCUACUUCUUGUCUCAUUGCUGAUAUUUCUGCUGCUAUUGGGAAUCUCAUUUUCUAUCGCUUUUGCCAUUUAUUUUCAAAAAUAUUCUCAGAGUCUUAUGGAAGAACAUGCUCAGAAUACAACAAAAGAAAUCAGGUACACAACAUUGGAAUGUAUGAAAGAGAAUUUUACCAGAAAAGCGCAAGUCUGGAGCUGCUGCCCAAAGGAUUGGACAUCAUUUGGAUCCUACUGCUAUAUUGUUCCUUCUAAAGCCAGAAAUUGGAAUGAGAGUGAGAAGCACUGCUCAGAAAUGCAUGCUCACCUGCUGGUGAUGAACACCAAGGAUGACAAGGAUUUUGUCACCCAGAAGCUGGAUAGGAAAAAUAGUUAUUAUAUAGGGCUGUCAGACCCAGAGGGGAAGAAACAUUGGCAGUGGGUUGAUCAGACUCCAUACAACGAAAGUCUCGCAUUCUGGCACCCAGGUGAACCCAAUAAUCCUAGUGAGCGUUGUGCUAUGCUAAGUCAUUUAUCCAAACGCUGGGGCUGGAAUAACAUCUAUUGUGAUCAAGCUCAGUUCGCAAUUUGCAAGACAAUGAAGAUCUACAUAUGAAUGGAACAUUCUUCACGAACAUGUGGUUCAAUUGGUAGCCACCAUUAUAGAGAUAGCUAAUGUGCUUUUUCUAUUCAUGUGUAAGUCUUGUAAAAGGGAACUCCAUAGAAUUUUUCAGUAGGCUGUCACCUAUUCUACUUAUAGAAUCAUUGCACACAUUCAAUCAUUUAUUCUUUCAUGAAAUGAACAUAUAUUGAGCAUUUUCCAUGUGCAGAGAGUAUACUGGAGAGCCGUGUUGGAGACUAAAUGAAGGGAACAUGAGCCUCAUCUCCUAAUUUUUGUCUGAUUGCUAAGGGGUUAGAUAUGGAUAUAAUUAUAUGAUGUGGUUCCUCCAUCUGUCUGAAUUUUUCUUUUAUGGAUUGAUCAAAAGCAAAACAGUCCCAACCAUUACUUUACAUUCCUCUCAGGCAGAUUAAUUACCUUUAAUUGAAAGCAUAUAGUGUAGCAGUUGGAAUAUAAUACACAUCAAUGGAAGAGAAGUUCCAGCUUUGGCCCAGUAGAUUGUUUGGGCUUCGUAACAUUCUCUGUUCAUUCCUGGGCUGUCAUUUAACAUCAGGGUACAAGGCAAAGGGAAAUCAGAGAUUGAGCAUUAGAAGUUUAGAAUUAGAGAAUUAGAAUUAGAAAUUAUUACUGGUCAGUUGACAUAGAUUUAUAUUCAUCAAGUAUUCUGGUAAUUUUUUUCUUUGCUUUAGUUUUAUAGUUUCUAUGUCUAGGCUGCCACUCAAAUGGCCCCUGGUUUAUUUGCAUUUCCGUUUUUACUAAAGUUCUUACAGAUCAUUUUCUUUCUACUACAAUAUAAAAUAUGUCAUAUUUACAAUAAAGCCUGUAAUUCAUUGCCUUA